This is a messenger RNA of Anopheles arabiensis, 15145 nucleotides long. It is a transcript of the gene heph, whose product is annotated as polypyrimidine tract-binding protein 1. Gene Ontology annotation, biological process: mRNA processing; regulation of RNA splicing. The transcript has 14 exons. Gene Ontology annotation, molecular function: mRNA binding. NCBI's taxonomy places the organism in Eukaryota, Metazoa, Arthropoda, Insecta, Diptera, Culicidae. The coding region runs from base 1517 to 3403 and encodes 628 amino acids. Gene Ontology annotation, cellular component: nucleus. The record is from RefSeq and is a predicted model, not a curated record.
CGUCGUGUCCCAUGCUCCGUCAUUUUCAGUCUCGAGGUAGCAAACGAUUCACCGCACGCUGCUGCGCUUUUCUCCAUGCCCGGGCAUAUCAAUACACGUAUCUGUCGCUAAGGUGUCGAUCGUCGCGCGCGCACUUAUUGCAUCUAUUCGCCCUCCCAGCGGAUCGGUUUUACAGUUUUGGCAGUCUUUUGUCUAGUACCUAAACCACCGCCCAGUGUUGUACAGCAUUAGAAGCAUUGUUCGCGCAUUGCUGGUUUUGGAAUCGGAAAGGUCCAGCACACAGUGAAGUAGCAGCCGCAGCGGCGCACAAUAAUAAAAGGGAGCAAGAGCGUCGUGUACGAGCGCACGCGCACGCGCGCGCAUUUGACGUUUGUGUGUAGGCGUACGUGCGCCGAGUGCGUUUGGGUGAUUGGUGUGUGUGUGUGUUGUGUGUGUGUUUGCAUAUGCUGGGGCGAGAAAGAGAAGCCCAGAUCCUUCCGCUCGGAUGCUGUCUGGAUUGGCAGUAAACGGAGCCUUUGCCAUCUAGAACAAGCUGUGUUUAAAAAAAGAGAAAGAUAAAGGAGAGAAAGAGAGAUAGAGAGAGAUAGAGCAAGCACGAGAGCAGAACCAUAGUGCGUGACAAGCUAACCUGUGCGCGCACCAAAAAAACAAACCCACCGAGCUGCAUUUGCGCAUAUUGCACCCGCACGACGGCGUUUUGGGAGUUGAAGAACCUUUUAAUUUUCCAUUUCCACCCUGCCCUGGCGGUUUGUGGUGUGUGUGUGUGUGUGGGUUUGGGUAAAGUGUUCAGCUUUUCAUCUUUUUUUUAGUGCUUGGUUGAAUGAACAGAGCACGGUCCACCCUGUCGUUGCUAACGCCAGAGUGCUCUGUUGGUAGUAGAUCGUUUAGAAGUGGCCAGAGUCGAUCGUGUUUGCAUUUUCCCGAUUUGCCGAUCUGGUUUGGUGUUGUGAUCGUGAUCCGGUCGUUGUUUUCCCUGUGCUGCACCUUUGUUAAAUUUGUUACGUUACCAAGAGUUUGAUUUUUAGCUAUUGACACAUCGAGUUUGUAAUUAAAGAAAGAGGCAGAAAAAUAGCUCAUAAUAAUUCCAGUGCCGAGAGUGUGUGGUAAAAGAAAGUGGUGACAAAAUCCUAAAGUGUAUUCUUGUAAAACCAAGGGCCAUCAUCGGCGAUUGCACACAUAGAUUGCGUGCGUGUAGUAAGAUAAAGAUUUUAACAGGCCGCGCAGCAGCAUCCAAUUGCGAUUGGACGGAAGUUUCAUCUCGCUCUCAAGUGUGUCCAGCUUCGUCAAAGAGUGUGUCAGCGUGUGCAGCUAAAGAAAUCGUUCAAUUGCUUCAGAAGGGGCUAGCUCUAGCUGCGUGUGUGCGCGCGGACCCAACAGGACUGUGACUGUGCGGCGUGAGCCAACGAGUGUGGACGGGGAUCGUCGGCGAGAAUCGGUUGAAAUAAGCAUCAAGACAAUCGCGCACCGAGCGGGCACAUUUAUGUGCAAACAAUCUUAAACACGUUGGGUAGAGGCCAUGAUGUCCUGCCCCCUUCCAUUGCCAUUGCCACUACUUCCACCAGCACUGCACGCAGAUUUCCCUCCGGUGCACAUCGGAGUUAAGCGGGGCCUUAAUCUUUUCGAGCGAGGAAGCGACGAACUACUUAGUCAAGCAGCUGUUAUGGCUCCAGCGUCGGACAACAACAACCAGGAUCUCGCCACCAAGAAAGCCAAACUGGACAGCACCAACACAGUGAUCGGUAUGGGCAUCACGAAAACAUCGCGCGUGGUGCACAUCCGCAACAUCCCGAACGAGGUGAGCGAAGCCGAAAUUAUGCAGCUCGGGCUGCCGUUCGGACGCGUCACGAACGUGCUGGUGCUGAAGGGCAAAAAUCAGGCAUUCAUCGAGAUGGGCGAUGAGACGGCUGCCUCGACGAUGGUGAGCGUGUUCCACGCCAAUCCGCCACCGCUGCGGGGCCGUACGGUUUACGUGCAAUACUCCAACCAUCGGGAAUUGAAGAUCGAUCAAAACCAUGCAAUUGCGAACGUUACGAACGCGCUGCAAGCACAGGAUCUCACGCAGUCACCGACCGGGUCGCCGUUGCCGCUAUCGAUCGAACAUACCAACAGCAACUCGCAGAACGCCAGCAGCAACAACACGAACAACAGCUCCACGACACCGAGCAGCGGUGGUGGUGGUGGUGGCGGCGGCAGCGGUGCACCCAACACCGUGCUCCGGGUAAUCGUCGAGUCGCUGCUGUAUCCAGUUUCGCUUGACGUGCUGCAUCAGAUAUUCCAGCGGUUCGGAAAAGUGCUGAAAAUUGUCACCUUCACCAAAAACAACUCGUUCCAGGCUCUGAUACAGUAUCCCGAUGCGCAGACUGCCCAGACCGCGCGAGCAUCGCUGGACGGGCAGAACAUCUACAACGGGUGCUGCACGCUGCGCAUCGACAACAGCAAGCUGACGGCACUGAACGUGAAGUACAACAAUGACAAGUCACGAGACUACACCAACCCGUCGCUGCCGUCCGGUGAGCCGGGCAGCGACGUCAUCGCGAGUGCCGGCGGGCUGGUAUCGGCGAGCGAUCUGCUCCUGCUGGCGACCGGUCAGCGACCGCAGCUGUCCCGCGACCGACUAGUCAAAUUAGACAAAUCUCCCUAUUUUCUAGUGAACGGCUUAGCGACGCCGGGCGUGAUGCCACCGUUCGGGCUCGGGCUCGGUACGCCGGCACUCGCGAGUGCCUACGGUGGCGCCCUGCCCAGCCUGAACGCGUUCGCGCUCGCAUCGAACGGUGCCCUCGGAACGCCGAACCCGGCCAACGUGCGGGGACUCUCCAACGUGCUGCUCGUUUCCAAUCUCAACGACGAGAUGGUCACGCCUGAUGCUCUAUUUACCCUCUUUGGAGUGUAUGGUGAUGUACAACGUGUAAAGAUUCUCUACAACAAGAAAGAUUCAGCAUUGAUUCAGAUGGCUGAACCCUACCAGGCGUAUUUGGCUAUGACCCAUUUGGAUAAGCUUCGUAUCUGGAACAAAACGAUCCGCGUGAUGCCGAGCAAACAUCAGGCGGUGCAGCUGCCGAAGGAGGGCCAGCCGGACGCGGGACUGACCCGCGACUAUGCACAAAACCCGCUGCAUCGAUUCAAGAAGCCGGGCAGCAAAAACUACCAGAACAUCUAUCCACCAUCUGCUACACUGCAUUUAAGCAACAUUCCAGCUACCGUAACCGAGGAUGAAAUCAAGGAAGCUUUCACCAAGAACAGCUUUGAAGUGAAAGCUUUCAAAUUUUUCCCGAAGGACCACAAGAUGGCGCUGAUACAGCUCAGCUCGAUCGAGGAAGCGGUGUGCGCGCUGAUCAAGAUGCACAACUACCAGCUGUCCGAGUCGAACCAUUUGCGCGUCAGCUUCUCCAAGUCCAACAUCUAACUGCGAGCGCCCGCGUACGCGAGCGCCAAACACGGUACAUCGCCGGUACAGCUGCCAGUAGUAGUUCCACCACCUCCACCACCACCACCAUCUACCCCGCCACCAACACCGCCGCCACCGCCACCACCGCCACUACCAUCUGCUCGCCCGCCCACGGCAUCGCAUUCAUCAUCGAGCGGUCCCGCUUCGGUCAGCGACGAGACCAUCACCGGAACUAGCAACACGGCGUCAAACUCACCUACCACCACCACCACCACCACCUCCGCCUGCUCUUCCUCCCCACCUACAAUCACAACAACAACAACAGCGACCUCGGCAUGAUCGCGGUAAGAGACGCAGCACGGUACCGAACGAAACACGGUUGUUCCCCGUUUUGGUGGGGAGAGGAUAGCAACGGUGGCACAGCAAACAAAAACAACUGCAGCUAAAUACGAGCUAAGAAAGCAGCACAUACACGCCGUCAAUAUGAUGAGACGGGGCUCCGCCAACCGGGUCCUGGCCAAACAUGCGUUUACAGUAGCCUAACGAGAGAACGAGUCGAAUAGCACGGAGAGUGAAGAAACAAAUCUUUUUUGCAUUAUCAUAAAAACACGUGUUGUUGUAAUCCGAAACCUCCUGCGUUAGCGUCGUGGCUCGUUGCGUAUGAUGCAAACGUGGUUUGUUUGCAUUGCGUACAAUCGUCACUACUCCUGGUACUGCUGCUGCUGCUGCUGUUGUUGUUGCUGGGGCAAUCAAACAUUGAUUAGAAUAGAAACGAGAAUAGUAAGGAGUAGAUGAGGUACAGAAGAAUUAUGAAUCUGCAUUAGAAUCUGCACAGCAGCAGCGCAGUAGUAGGUAGUGUGGUUGCUGCAGCAAACAAAAGCGAACGCGGAACGGGAAGGAUACAGAUAAGAGAAGAAGAAGAAGAAAAACAACAAACAAAAACACACAUAAAAAACCAACACAUAGACAGUAGAGACAAGUUACUAUUUGAACAUGAUUAAUGUAAGGUGUAGAAUGUUAGUAGUGAAACAUCUGAUGUUGUACUAUCAUUACAGGAACAUAGGUUGGAAGAGAGAACGGUGUGGAGCAAAAACUCUAUAUACACAUAUACAUAUAUAUACAUAAAUCUAUAUCAUCUCUAGCUGAUAUACUUGUGCAAUGGAAACAGAGAAAAGGGAGAUUUUAAUCCUUUACGGGGACUUAUGUGUUUGUGUUUGUAUUUGUGAGUGUCUAUGUACGCGCUGGGGUUAACAAUGCUGCACUGUAACAAUUGUGGAUAAUAGUUUGUUUGUUCAUGUUGAGUCUUGCAACUGUUACAAGCUCGAGAUCGUUCGAACCAUGGAGCAAACGGAACAAAACCUUACGCACAUACACAAACACAAAUAUUAACAAAAAUAGCAAAAGAAACUCCUAUCCGGGCGCGCAAGUAUAGAGCAUUACACAGACACGGAAGCAAAUUCUUAUCACGUCCAUUCGAGACGAACCAAAAGCCAAGUCAUUUCAAAGCGAACAGAUCAACAGAGUGUUUAAUGGGAACAAAAUAUAUCUUUAUGUCGAAACAAAAGAAAAACAUAACAAAAAAAGGAAGAAAAUGGGAAGAAAGCGGGCAUGGUAGAAAUGGUAAAAUGCGUUUAGAGAAUUGUUUAGCAAAUGCAGCACAGCAGAGAGAGAGAGAGAGAGAGAGAGAGAGAGAGAGAGAGAGUAGAGAGAAAACUAAAAAAUAUCAGUGACAAAAUAUCAAAAUCAAAACAAAAGAAACAAAAAUCAUUCGUAAACUGACAGGAACAAAUGAGAAGUAAAGCUAUUCGGGGGGAUAGGUAAAUAGAGUGUUGUAUUAAAUUUACAUAAGAGAAAACAAACACACAUACAUACAUCAAUCAUAUACACAUUUUGCAAGCGGAGGUAUAAAGCAAGAAAAGCAAACCGAUUCAAGAGCAGCCAAUAUGAUGCACCACCACAGCACUGCAUACCAGGUAUGGGUGCGUGUGCCCAGUCGGCCGCCAAUCGCAUGGAACGGUAUGGGUAUAUUAUGUGCGUGUGUGUAAAAUAAUGUAAGCGAAUUUAGUAAAUUUGUAGUAGUGUUGAAGUUUGCUAGUUGAUGGAAUCAUGAUCAUGAAGCUAUUGAAGACCCCCGUGUAUGUGCUGUCAGCAAAAUCCGUUUUUUUCGGAGCAUGAGGAAGGCAAUCAAAUCAAUCAAUCAAACCCCCGGAAGUGUGUGCACCUAUACAAACACACACACACACACAGAUAGGUACCAUAGAACCGCCAGAAAAGCCAUCUCACGAUCGCUCUCCUGCAAAAACACCCAAUUAACACAGAAAUAUUUAAACGUUGUUUCUCCAAACCGAAAGCUACACCCAAACCAGUUACAUGUAGGUGUGACGAAAAACGAGCCGCAUUCGCAUCAUGCAGAGCGUCUCGAUAGCGCAGGAUUUGGGGUGGGUUUCUUGCUCGUAUCUUUCUUCGCCUCGACGCCAGAGUUUACUACGGCAUGGAAAGGGAAACGCACAGAACUAGAGGCUUUGUGUGGGUGUUAGCAAAAGUUCAUAAAAAGGCGAGCGUAAGAGAAAGAGUACAGCAAAGUACAGUACAGGGACGGGGACAGUACAGUAUGCGUAGGGAAGGUAGGAACAGUUCAGGAUGGUGCAAGCCACGAUUAGCGAAACCUUCAAAUCAAUUUAAAUCCACCGCGGCGCCGCUGCCCACUAACAGGCGUAACAAAUCAGUUUUGCUUAUUCCCUUUUCCUUGCACCUCUUUACGUUUAUCGUAUCCCCAUUUCGUUUCCACUCAUGGUGCGACUUAUUCUCGAAUUUCAAAUACAUGGCAGUUGAUUUGUAAGAUCGCGUUUAGUAGUAGUAUACGGUAUGAUAAAUGAUCUUUCCUCUCGAUGCUUCAAGCAGUACAAUAGGAUUUACAAGGUCAGGAUGAACAAACACCCAGACAGAGAUAGAGCAGAACAGGAGAUACACCGGGUUACACCAACCGGGGUAGGUAUUAUUUGACAUUUAAGGCACUGGGCAGGACAAAAGGCAGCUGGACCCUGGCGAUGGCAGGAGCUAGAUGGGGGCGAUAUAUUUGAAUUUGAAAUAAUUUUCCAGUAUUGUUUAGGGUAUCUGUUAAGAACAGGGAUUAAACGGGCACUGGGCAACCAAUUAAUGCGUAGAUUUAUUAUCGCUAUUAUUAUUAUUAUUAUUAUAGUUAUUAUUAUUAUGACUUUGAAUUAUUAUUGUAAUAAUUAUGAGUACGGAGUAAGCGUUAAUGCCGGUGUGGUUGUAUGUGUGCGCUGCAAUAUUUUCUCUUGUAUCGUCAACUGACGACUCAUUAGGGUGGUAAACUGAUCUUGCUUUCUACAGACACAUAUUCGUUAGUUUGCUCUCGCACGGAAGAGCCGUUAGAACAAAACUGCCUACCAACUGUUUUCUUUAUUUUCACUAUUUCUCACACUCCGUUUUUUUUCACUCUGCCUUAUCCCAUUUGUAUCUUCUUUUCUCUCUUUCUCUGUUUUAUUUUGUUUGCACCAAUCGGUUUAGUAAAGUUGCUCUGUGCAAUUAUUGUGUGUGUUUCCAAAUGCUUCCUUUUUGUGUUCACACUUUCAUGUUCGUGCUCUCUUUCACUCUUUUCCUGUGUUUCAUACUCUUUCUGUUAUUCAAUUUACUGUACUUGUUCGUUAUUUUCUCUAUCACGUUUCUGUCUCAACGGAAUAAGAGACUGCUGUUUUUCUCUUUCAUCUUAUUUUUCUUUUGUUUUGUUACACUUAGGGUUAGCUUUAGCAAAUAGAGAUUUAUUAAAUACAGAGAGACCAAUUGAGAUUGAGAUUAUAAUACAGUUUUUUUUCUUUUUCUUUUUGUUAUUAUAUCGUCUGACGAACACCGUGGUAAGACAAAACAAACAUGACAUCGAUUUAAGCUAAAUUGUUGUCUUAUAUUUACAAAGUGGAGCAUUCUUGUUUGAUUAAAUCAUUCCGUUUAUUCCACUGCUGAUUUCUUUUACUUCCCCAUUUUCGGGGUCUUAAAACGUUUUUUUUUUAUGGAAGCGUUUCGCUUAAUGGUGCAAUAUCGUUGAGAACAGCGAAUGGAAAUUUCUGUUGUAAGAAGUUUUUCCUUCCCCCUCUCCUCCCUUUCCCUCUGCAAGAAAAAGUAGAAAACACCCACUCUACCAUGAGUUUUGGGAUUUAGCUUUUUUCUUUGUUUUUCUCUUUCCAUUUUCAAUGGCUUUUUCCUUGUGUUCAAGCAUGUAAAGAAAACACAAGCUUAACUUUUUGUUACGUACGGCUGGCGCAUUGUAUAGGUUGUAAAGAGCGAGCAAGAUCGUUUGUUGAUGUUAAUGUUUUUGGAAGCAAAAGCGACCAAACCCCGCAUGAUAGGGAUGGCAGCUUUUGUUUUGUUAGUUUGUUUGUUUGUUUGCUAAUCGAAUACAUUUCAUUCCCCGGGAAAGGAAAGCAGAUGGAAAACAGGGGUUACUACUGCUUCUAUCACAGCAUACCGUCUGCCGUCAGCCUCAGGCGUGUUGUUUAGACGGUACGGCAUACGGUUGGGACAAUGUGAAACAAGCAACGUGAAAAUGGAAGGAUACGAACAGAGUCAGUAAUAGAAGUAUGGUAACGGAAGUAGUAUGGAAAAAAUGAAAAAAACAGGGAAACAGAGCGAAACAGAGCGAAACAGAGAAAGAAAGAAAAGAAAACGGGUUUGCUGAGAGAGAAAAAAAGCAUAAAAAAUCGAGUCAGUGAGAAUAAGAAGAAAAUUAAAUCUAUCGGCACAACAUCGGAGAUAAUUUUCUAUUUAAAAACAAAAAAACACACACACACACAUCCUCACAGGAAUCAUAACAAGUUUAUUAGACAAUUGAUGGAAAAUUUAGAACAAAAAGAAGAAAAAAAACAAAACAAAAAAUUAGCAAAUAAUUGAUAGCACGUGAAUGCUGUUUGAAAGUCGAAAAGAAAACAUGAAGGCCAAAAGAAAAAGAUAAAUAGAACGAUUAGCGAACUGUGCACAACGGAUGAUCCUCCGCAUGCAUAACGAUCAAUAGCUAGAGAUCGUGCGCAGUGGGGGACAACAAAACAACCCUCCCCACUCCCCAUUUACAACAACUCAAACCACUCAUUCACCCCCCGUGCAAAAGAGGCGUAGAUAAUCAACAGAGCAUCAACAGUAGAGGAAGAAACGGUGUUACCGAACAAAUGUAACGUUAAACGGUUAGGAGAUGAAGAGAUGGAGAGAAUCGAGAAUCAAUCAACACAGAUCGUCAUCAUUAAAACACACACAACCACACUUUCUUUACACAACAACAACAACAACAACAAAAACACACCUUUCUCUUUCUCUCUGUCUCUUCUUUGUAUAUCGCGCAGCUGAAGGAUGGGAAUCAAAUUAGCGAAAAAUGUGCAAACAUGCGACACGGCCUCGCUCCGUCACUACGCAUCUCAAACGAUGGACGGACGGACGGACGGAGGCAAUCAGUGUCGCAGUUGCAGUUAGGCAGGUCAAGCGAAUCACUCUAUAUUGAACCAAAUCUCUGAACCCCUACAGGCGUGCGUACGCGAACAAUGGAGCUCGUGUAAACACAGCCUCUAUGUCAACCGCGAUGGAGACGCACAGUGUGUGGUUCAACUGAGAUUGAAAUAUUAUAUGUAAGAGAAAUCUCGACAAUCAGAUGAUGUUAUAUUUUAGCGAUAAAUCUUUAAACAAGAAAACCGACAAAACAAAUGGAAAAAGAAAACUGAAUGGUCUAUAAGAGCAAGCUCUAUUAUACAUAUUACACGACCCAUACCCAACACGACACAGAACCACUUCCUCUGCUUACAAAAUCGCGUAAAAACACAAACAAACACACACACUCAAGCACACAGCCAAACAAACACAUGCAGCAGCAGCGCAGUAAACAAGGAAGGAAAAGAAAACACAAACCAUACCGAGCGUGUUGAGUGUGGGCAAACAAUGGUUGAAUCUUCUUCAUUAUGUGUAGCUUAUAUAUAAAUAUGACAUACAAAAACCAAUCGAAAACUAUCCUUAUCUUACCCCUUAGACCAGCAGGAGCCAAGCAAGCAAGCGAACAGAACAGAACAGAACAGAACAUGUAUGUGUGUGCGUGUUGCAUAUUUGAAAGUUGCAAAGGAUGGUAAUGUUUCAUAUUUGACAGAAACCUGGUCCCGCGCCUCCUCCAUGCCCAUACGAAGGCCCUAUUUGUACAUGAAGGUUGGCUUAAAUGGCCAUUUACGGAACAAUCAAAGCUAUGCUAAAAAGCGAACGAGAGACCGAGACAGGGACGAGGGGUGUGUCGGGUGAUCAACCGGAACAGGGUUUGAAGAGGAAAGAAAAAAACGAAAAACAAUUACCAGCAGCUCUCUUUGUGUAAACUUCUUCACACACACAAACACAUACGCUCUUAUACUAUUGCUCGAUCGCGAGUAGUAUCUUUGUUCACGCGCCCUCCUCACACGAUGCAUGAUGCGGGCAAAGGGUACGAUAGAAGAGCGAGAAAACGCUCGCUACGCUAAAGCGAUACAAUUAUCCAUUUGUGUUUGGUUUUAAGAUUCGCGUCUUUUUUUUAUUUUCUUUUUAUAUGGAUUUUUAUACUUUUCACUAUUUACUAGCCAUAAGUUUUCACUAUAAGAAGAUCGAUCGUUUACAACAUAAGCCUCCGGGGGAAGCAAACAAAACCAGAACAGAAUUACAGCAAGCUGCUACUAUUGCUACUAGUGUACUAUCUACUAUAAAUUACAAUAACUACUACUAUCACUCGAACACUAUUAUUACUUCUUUUUCCUCUACUAUUACUACGUCGUCUACCACUACUACUACUACUACUACUACUACUACUACUACUACUACGCUAUUACACUAUCACUAUUGAAAGCAUCUAUUCCAAUCUUUACCUCUCUCUUUCUCACUCUCUCUCUCUCGCUUUAUCUCUUUCUCCUCGCUACAAUUUCUCUUUCAUGCUCUGACCUGUGUGUGUGAUAAAUCGUUUAUUAUGACACGCACACAUGUACUAAAUGCAAUCGCUUCGCCAUAUUCUUAGAGCAUGGAACGAUUGCAGUACAUUGGCAUCACGGCCAACACGGGCAGCGGCGUUUCUCCAAGCGAGGUUUGCAUUCAAGGAUUUAUUUACCCUUACCCACACAACCCCCUCACCUCCUCCUGGUUCUCUCCUCAACGUGAAACAAAACACAAAAACAAAAUCAACAUAAAAGAGAUUUCAGAAAUGACGAGUUGUAAUGUACCGUGGAUCGCAAAUGUGUAUCAAACAUCCCGCACCGAUUAUGAGAGUAAUGACCGAUACGAUACUACUACUACUACUACUACUACACACCGCUAUAUAGAUAGACAUAAUGGGGGCACACACAGCGUGGGAACAGAAAUGGCAACCGAAAAUGCGGUGAUGAGAGAGUACGAAAUGGCAAACAUUAAAAAAAACAAACAAUCCCCCAAACACACACACACAAAACCACACGCCAACAGAGUACGUGUUUAUUAUAGUAAAAGUUGUGUUUCUUACGUCUUUUCUGUGUAGCGUUUAAGCGUUAAGUGGGGAAAAUUAAGCAAACAAACCCGGUAUAAACGGUGUAAGAUAAGUAAGAUAAUUUAAAACCUGUAGCUUUUCGAAAGCUGUACUGAACGAUGGGAUUGAAAGCGAAGGAAUGAAAAGAGAGAAGAGAGAGAGAGAGAGAGAGCGAAAGGAGAAAGGAGAAGAAAUGGAAAAGAUUGCACGAUCGAUGUCGUGUGUUGCCAAUCAUGGUUUCCUUUCCACUUUCUGUUUUGACUAUUUUAGUGAAUACGUUUUUUUUUAAUUUCAUUUUUUUCUACUUAUUACUACGAUCAUACAAACAUAUACAAGUCUGUCUCGCCCUCCGAAACACACCUACAUAAACACAGUGAAAAUAAAAAGAAGAAGAAAAAAAACACACACACUCCUCCAACUGUGUGUACACGUAGACAAAACAUAUCCCAAACAUCAAGCCUAGUUCUCGAUAGGGAAGAGUAGGCACUGAAAGGCUCUAAAAGCAGCACAUACAAGAAGGAAGAACAAACCGAAAACGAGAGCAGAAAAACGUGUACGUGUGUGAGUAUGUGUACGUGUCGGUGUGGGCGAGCGAUUGACUGUGGUAGAGCCCAGCGCGUAUUACAACAGGGUGCGAACAGCCGAACAACUAUGUUCCAUUUAAUUUACCUGUACUUUUUUUUUAAAUAUUACAAACUGUCGUCUCCCCUUUUUACUAUAUGUUUUAAGUUUAAAACAAUCUAUAUCUAUAUACUUAUAAGUUGCUUGGAUAAUCAAUAACUGUUACUACAAGAAAACUUAAAUACUACUAUCAAUAAAAGUCUUUAAACUAAAAAAAACCUAUUGCUGCUACUUUGCUAUCAUUAUUACUUCGUUUGUCUUCUCUCUUUCUGUCGAUCACACUUUACUGCUACUAUUCUUCCCUCUAUCUUCUACUGUAGUUCUCUUUACAGACUUCACUCUACUGUCCUUACACUCUGCACGUAUGGGCGAAAAGGAUGGUGCUGUCUCCUUCUGCUCUGGACGGCAUACAUUUCCACUAUUCUCUUGUCGUCUUCUGCGGUUAGCUGUCGUUUCUCCUUUCCGUCUUGUUGCUUUGUUUGUUUUCGAUCUGUUGCUAUCUUCGUGCAGUUUCAUCUUCGUUCUCUUCUACACCCGUUAGUGUGCGCUGGUUUGCCAAUUCUUUCUCCUUUCACUGAAUCUAUAUUUGUGAUUUGCGUUAUCUCUAAACAAUCUUUUCCCUUUUUUCUAUUUUCAUGUUACUUAAUUAUGAUUAAAAAAAAACUCACGAGCAAACUAAACAUCAGUGUAAAAAUGGAUAUUGAUUGUACUUUCCCCUUUUUCGUAACCCUGAAAACCCCGUUGCUUUAAUAGUAAUGAAAUGAAAUCUUUGAGUUAAAAAGAAGAAAAAUACCGAUAAGUACAAGAGGAUUAUGUUAUUUUAAAGCCGUUCAAUUAACCCUACAUCGAUGUAGAUCGUACGUGCGUGAGGAAAGAAACAUAUCAUCACUGUCAUCUAUCGCUAUCACAAUCGUUACUUAAAUUACAGCAUCUGUCACACUAACAGUAAACUAGUCUAUUUUCAUGUCUUACUGUCUUUUCAUCAAGGUAACUUUCUUUCCUUUCUUCCUUUGCACACUGGUUUGUUUGAUGGAAAGCAUCAAAGUCUAUAUUUGGUGGUGUUCAUUGUCUGGUUUCUUAUUCUAGCUAUUUCAAUUAUUCUAUUCCACUGAUCUUUUUUUAACUUUUCUUUAUUCUACUCUUAUUUACACACUGAGUUGUUUGGUGCAGAGUUCUCUAGUUUUCCUGUUUGUCAUUGUCUGUUUUUUUUUUAUGUAAUCAAUUUUAUCGAUCUUCCUUUUCAUACUAUUCUUUAUUUUGCUCUCUUUCACUCUCUUUUUGUUUCAUUGUUUUAUUUUUCUUACUAAUCGAUCAUAGUUUUAAAACGUCCUCAUUGCUUUAAGUUUGGUGUAGUUUUUUUAGAAUGUUAACCUAUACCUCUCUUUUAACUAAUUACAGCUUACUUUUUCUUCUCUUCACAUUACUCUUAGUUCAUCAGUUUACUAACUUUCAAGACAGACAUAUUCUGCAUUGACUAUACUUUAAUCAUGUUUAACGUACAUUUUUCUUUCAUAACUAGACCAUCACUUAAAAUAUAUGAAUUAGUUAAAAACAUAAUACAAAGUAGUCAAUUUACCAACACAAAAGCAUAAAAAACGAGAGUAAUGAACCACUGUCAAAAGAAACGCAAGCUAGGGCUAUCAAUAGGCGCUUAACUAGUUGUUGUGUUUUACCCCCAAAAGGCAAGAUAUAUUGAAAGAAGAGCAAAUUAAACCAACGCUGCAUCAAUUAACUAUAGUCAUUUAGAAACCGUGAGUGUGAGUGUAGGUGACAAGUGUUUGCUGAUGAUCAAAUGAUAUAGAAAAACAGUAAUGCUACGAUAUGCGGACAUAGCAGACAUAAAUAUUUACAUGUAUAGUUGAAAACCACGUUAGCUUACAAUAGUUGGCUUUGUUUUGAAUUUGGCAUUUUUCAAUGCAUCAAUCCGUUGCGCGAAGAAUUAGUAAAGUAUGGAGUAAAGUUAACUGAUUUUAAUCAAAAGACAAGAAACGCUUUAAAUUUCGAGUGAAAGAAAAACUAGUAACAUACCACAGAUUGGAUUGAAAUCAGUUAUCCUAAUGUGACAUCACCACCAAUGUUGGGUCAGCAGUCACUGAAGCAAAACCGAAAGUCUUAUGAGAAUGAUGCUCGCUUGUGUUAUGCCGAACAACCGAACUCGAAAUGAUACGAAUAUGGUUAUACUUUUUGUAUGCAUGUUUCAGGUAAAAAUUUAUGUAGAAAUUGCUUUUGAUUACACAUUUGUACCAUUUGCUUCCUUAGCAUAAAGGAUGACUUUAAAUGAGGCGUUUGGAAAUUUUAAAUUAAAAUUAAAAUACACAAAAACUUGUCAAGUUAAUAAAAAAAACCUUGACAUAACGAACUGCGCGUCAACGAUUGACAUAAUUAUAAGUUACACCGGUUAAUAGAUAUUGCAAGAGCUAAUGUUACAUUACUGAUGUCAUUAACUAAUUUAUUAUCAAACUGUUGUUAUUGACCGAUUUAAACUAUAAAUCUGAUGAAGCUUACUCUCUUGUCUUUAUUAUUAUUCCUCUCGUUUUAUUAUUAUUCCUCUCUCUCACCUCUUUGAAAGUAUCUUUUUUCCUAUUUUCCUGUUGGUCUAUUUUUUCUUUACCAAUAUUAUACAUUAGCUACUAGAAAUAUUCACCGCACAAAGCAAAAUUCUAGUCCCACAAAUAUGCCAAAUGAAACAGAAGCUACAAAAAGCUACAACAUAACCAUUGGCCCCUCCGUGCAAUGGAAACGCAUUUCGGUCAUGGUCAAGUGUUAUGUUUUCAAAAUCCUCUUGUUGGAAAACUCAACCCAUUGGAAUGGUGGAGUAUAAAAACCAAAAACAAAAUUAAGAACAGAACAGAAAAGAGAUAGAGACUUUAGCCAAAUGGAACAUACAAUGAGUACAUAUAUACCUAGUUUAUAUAAUUGUAAGAUGGAAAUCGGAGCAAGCAUGUGGAUUUAUUUAUUUAAUUCGGGUUAAAUAUGAAACAAACAUUAACAUCACAAAACAGUAACACAACAGUGUGAACAAAAGGAAAGAGAAAAAGUAACAUUUCUUGACAGUAAAGCCCAUGGUAGAAUGGAAGGUGUAGGGAAGCAGUAUCAAGAAAAAACCAAAGCACAUCUGGUGCAAAACACCGUAGUCAAAUUGUGUAGUAUUAAUUACUCUCUCUCUCUCUUUCACACACACACACACACACACACACACACACACACACACACACACACAUACAAACACACGGAAAAAAUGCACAGAGAGUAUAACGUUCAGAGAGGCGCAAGAUACAGAAUGAGUAACCGGUAAAACGAUAUUGCAUACCUUUUAGGCGCAAUGGUGCAACCUUCCACGCAGCCGUCAGUUUGUUGAGCGUUUGCAGCAAACAUGCAUCAGAGUGCAUACUGUUUCGACGUGAAGUCUAGCAAAUCCGUGGCCAAAUUGUUGUUACAUUUUAGUAUACAUGUAAACAAAUGCAAAAAUAGAAAAUCAUAGUUGAAUAGGUAACUCGGAUUCGAUCGUCUCGAGAAACCCGGAAGCAAAUUUAUUUGCCAAAUUUACCUAAGAAUUGAAUUCGUCAUGUUUUUUUUCUUCAAAUGUGUUAAGCAAAACUCAUAACAAUUGCUAAAAUAGCUUUGUAAGAAAAGUUUUGUUA